UGAUACUCAAGUCUAUCAUCUUGUAAUCAUGAUAGUCUGAUUGGGUCGAGAAUAUUUUUCUUUUUUGUGUCGACACUACAAAUAUCUGAAAAAUAUAUACCAAAAACAUAUUAUUUUUAUUCCCCACUCAAUCAGUCUGUCAUUAUUACAGGAUGAUAGAUUUGGGUGGCUGCCAUUAGAGUCUGGGCACUACCCGACGCUGUUCAUUUUAGCUUCAGUUCGAUAGCUUGAAUCGUUCUCAGCAAAAGCGCUCUCAGAAAAAACCCUAAUUUCACAAGCCAUGUCGAGGAGGAAGGUUAGGGAGCCCAAGGAGGAGACUACUACCCUUGGACCUGCUGUACGAGACGGCGAGCAUGUUUUCGGGGUGGCUCACAUUUUUGCUUCCUUUAACGACACAUUUAUUCAUGUAACUGAUUUGUCUGGAAGGGAAACAAUGGUUCGCAUAACGGGUGGUAUGAAGGUGAAAGCCGAUAGAGAUGAAUCGUCCCCUUACGCAGCGAUGCUUGCAGCACAAGACGUUUCUCAACGCUGCAAGGAAUUGGGUAUUACUGCCCUUCAUAUAAAGCUCCGAGCUACCGGAGGGAACAAGACAAAAACACCUGGUCCUGGUGCCCAGUCCGCACUUAGAGCUCUUGCUCGAUCCGGCAUGAAAAUCGGUCGCAUCGAGGACGUUACCCCCAUUCCCACUGACAGUACCCGAAGAAAGGGUGGCAGACGUGGAAGGCGGCUGUGAAUCUGCCGUUGUUGCCGCCGGGGCUGGCUGUUUCAACGCUCGGAGGUUUUCUUAUUUAUUUGUUGAACACUUUAAAGUAGUUCCUUGAUAGAUUUUGAUCUUAAUUGACACAUACAAAAGUUCUGGAACUCUUUAAUCCAUAUUUGAAAUUAAGCUUAUAUAGUUUGGUUAUGGCUUUAGUUAGUGACACAUACAA
Messenger RNA from Gossypium arboreum, 929 nucleotides. Its product is annotated as 40S ribosomal protein S14-2. Lineage: Eukaryota; Viridiplantae; Streptophyta; Magnoliopsida; Malvales; Malvaceae. The transcript is spliced from 7 exons. Gene Ontology annotation, biological process: maturation of SSU-rRNA from tricistronic rRNA transcript (SSU-rRNA, 5.8S rRNA, LSU-rRNA); ribosomal small subunit assembly; translation. Bases 281 to 733 code for a protein of 150 amino acids. Gene Ontology annotation, cellular component: cytosolic small ribosomal subunit; ribosome. The record is from RefSeq and is a predicted model, not a curated record. Gene Ontology annotation, molecular function: small ribosomal subunit rRNA binding; structural constituent of ribosome; mRNA 5'-UTR binding.